AGGAUCCCCCUCUUACCGCAGACGGAGCCCCGCCCCAAAGGGACCCCCGGGUCCGGCAGGGACAUACAGCCACGCCCCAAAGGGCUCCCGGCAUCCCGCGUCCGGAGCCCCGCGCUGCGGAGGAACCUCUGUGCCCAGCCGGGGGCUGCCUGCCCCGCUGAGGGGGCGCCUCCCAGGACGGUCCCCCGCGCCCCUCAGGCCCGGCAGGAUGCACGCCGCCCUGGCAGGGCCGCUGCUCGCAGUCCUCCUGGCCACCGCCCGCGCCCGCCCGCAGCCCCCGGACGGAGGACAGUGCCGGCCGCCCGGAUCGCAGAGGGACCUGAACUCCUUCCUGUGGACUAUUCGGCGCAACCCCCCGGCCUAUCUGUUUGGCACCAUCCAUGUCCCCUACACCCGCGUCUGGGACUUCAUCCCAGACAACUCCAAGGCAGCCUUCCAGGCCAGCGCCCGCGUCUACUUCGAGCUGGACCUGACCGACCCCUACACGAUCUCAGCACUGGCCAGCUGCCAGCUGCUGCCGCAUGGGGAGAACCUGCAGGACGUGCUGCCCCGCGAGCUCUACUGGCGUCUGAAGCGCCACCUGGACUACGUGAAACUGAUGAUGCCAUCAUGGAUGACACCCGCGCAACGGGGCAAGGGGCUCUAUGCCGACUACCUAUUCAAUGCCAUCGCGGGCAACUGGGAGCGCAAGAGGCCGGUGUGGGUGAUGCUCAUGGUGAACUCGCUCACGGAGACCGACGUUCGCUCCCGUGGCGUGCCAGUGCUUGACCUUUACCUAGCCCAGCAGGCUGAGAAGAUGAAGAAGAGCACCGGGGCUGUGGAGCGCGUGGAGGAGCAAUGCCAUCCGCUCAAUGGGCUCAACUUCUCCCAGGUGCUGUUCGCCCUGAACCAGACUCUGCUGCAGCACGAGAGCGUGCGGGCUGGGAGCCUGCAGGCGCCCUACACCACCGAGGACCUCAUCAAGCACUACAACUGUGGGGACCUCAACGCCGUCAUCUUCAACCACGACACCUCCCAGCUGCCCAACUUUAUCAACACCACCCUCCCGCCGCACGAGCAGGUCACAGCCCAGGAGAUUGACAGCUACUUCCGCCAGGAGCUCAUCUACAAGAGGAAUGAGCGCAUGGGGAAGAGGGUCAUGACGCUUCUGCAGGAGAAUGAAGACAAGAUCUGCUUCUUUGCCUUCGGAGCAGGUCACUUUCUGGGGAACAACACAGUCAUCGAUGUCCUUCGGCAGGCAGGGCUGGAGGUGGAACACACGCCCGCGGGGCAGACCAUCCAUAGCCCUGUCGCCGGGAGCCCUGCACCUCCACCCGCGGGGACCUCAGCAAGCCCCGCCCCAGCGACCCCAGCUGCUGCAGUGCCCGCAGCCCCCUCAGCGCCCCCCACCGCCCCACCGGAGGAGGAGGACCCAGCGCUGUCCCCACACCUGCUGCUCCCCGACAGCCUCAGCCAGCUGGAGGAGUUUGGGCGGCAGAAAAAGUGGCUCAAGCGGCAGAACAAACACCAGCGGCCGAGGCAGUUCAGUGACCUCUGGGUGCGCAUCGAGGACAGCACCACAGCCUCGCCACCCCCACAGCCCUUCCAGACCACGCACAGCUCCGGGACCGCCAAGCCCCUCUUCCAGCUCUCCGACCCACUCCAGCAGCAGGAAGAGCCAGCACCCGCCAGUAGCUCAGCGCCCGGCCGCUCCCCGGCCGCCCUGGGCCUAGUCCUCACCAUUGCUGCCAGCAUAGUAGCCUCCUUCCUGCUGCACACCCUCGGACCCUCCUGACCUCGGCCGCAUGCCUGCCCGGAGCAGAGAAAGAAGCCAGAGAAACCGACGGGAAGGUCUGCAGCCGCACCCACUGCCCCUGCCACCCUCCAGGGGUGCUCGACACCUCUCGGGCAGUCCAGAUGGGAUCCGUUAAAACACUAGAGCUUUAUUGUAUCUGACUUACAUCUUCUUUUUUGUAGAAGGAUCUUAAUUUCCCAUAGUGCUAUGGGGCUCUUUUGUAAAAUAUGUGUCCAUAUUAAAAAAGAAAAAUGUAUUUAUUCUACUGAUAAAACUAUUUUUAUGUGGCCGAUGUUAAUAACUAGCCCCACCGCCAACCCAGGAGGUGAACCCAGGUUGCCAGGACAACUGCGACCUUGCAGGGACCGUGGCUUUGAACUGGCUAGCUCCUGGAUCAGUGGAGUCCUCCAGCGUGCCGGUUUGGCUUCUCCCGCCGUGGGGUCCUCAGAGGGAGAGGCAGGCAGACAGGCUUAGCUUUUGUGAAACUGGACUUGGGAGCCAGAGAUGUGAACGCUGACGGUCCUUCCUUCCCCUGGAUGCAUCCUGGGGCUGGGAAGGUACUUUAGGAAAGAGAAUGCUGCUAUUUUGAAAACCCUGAGUGUCUGUGAACUGACCCUCCAGAACUCUUGGUAAGUGUUCCGACCAAAGCACUGGGGAGGGGGAAGGGCUCUUGGUGCUGAGGGAGGUGGUCCCCCCAGCCCCAAGUGACAGAUGGUUAAACUGAGAUGGUUAAACUCACCAAAGAGAAGAAGGUGGUUGCCCAAGGUCACAAAGCAAGUGGGAGAUCUGUAGUGUGAGUCUAGACCCCCCUGUUCUGGCUGGUAUCAUUAAUCCAUCUCAGCUUACAGGAGAGGCUGCUGAAGUCAUGACCAAAUGGAGUGAGCUGAGCCAAAGGACAGGAGCACAGAAGGGCAGUUUUAGAGACGGGGUCUCUAGGAAUUCCAUGGUAAUGAUACUUGUAAUGAGAGCUGCCAUUAGUUCAAAGUCUGGCAGGCAUUUUGCACACUCACUUUAUCACAGAUCCUCACGCCAGUUCUGUGAGAUGUGAUUGUCCCCAUUUCGCAGAUGAGGAAACUGAGCCCCUGUUCGAGAUAAAGGGACUUGUUCAGUGUGCCCCAGCCAGCACCUGGCCCUAGAUCAGGGUGACUCAAAAGCAACACUUGUCUCUCAGACUAUGUCUGUCAGGUUCUCUGUGCAGAGGAAAGUUCCAAGGGAGGCAGAUCUCACCCAAAUGGGCCAGCACACGCUUCUUACUGCAGCCAAAGAGACCGCUUGGCUACAGUCAUCAUUGGUCCCUCCAGCCAAAGGGCUCUGGCAGCAGGCUCUGCCACAUGUCCCGUGCCCCAGCUUGUCUUAUCCUGGAGCCAAUGAGAGGCUUUCCUGCCAAAUCAGAGAGGCUGGAGUAUAGUUGUGAUGGGCCUGAAGAGACAGAGCAGCCAAAUGGGGGCAGGCAGGUCACCGAGACUCAGAGAAACUGACCAGCUCCUCUGUCCCCAGGGUGACAGCCAAGAAGACAGAGGGCCCAGGUUGGCUGCGUCCCAGCCCUGAACCCUCACUGGGCUGGCAGCUCAUUAGUUACAGAGUCCUGGAAUGCAAGAGCAGAAAGGGCCCUCAUUUGACAGAAAAGAACAGUGAGAAGAUAGGCCCAGAGAGGUGAGGUACUUUCCCAAGGCUGCACAGCUGGGCAGGCCUGCUGACCCCCAGCUGGCUCAGGGCUCCUCAGUGACACCACACCAUGGGCUUCCCUCGCAGGCCUGGCAGUGUCUGAUUAGCGUCAGUGCCAUUGUGCCCAGCUUGGCAGCUGCCUCCCGUCUGAGACAGUAGAAUUCUGGGCAACUCAUUGGAUGGUCAGAAGUCCCAGGGGCAUCUUGGCAGGCAGCUGAAUUCUUUUCAGUUCUGACCCAAAUGAAUAUGUUUGAACUUGAGACCUGGCAGGAGCCCUGAGCUCUGCUUCACAGGGUCCAGCCAGACCCGUGGGUACCACACUGUAAACUGAACUUGACCCCGGCCAAGGCUGGAGUCCAUUUAUCCUUGGCAGAAAUGUGACUUCCUAUUUCUGAGCCGGAAGGGGCUUAGCUGACUUUUAAGCAGGCUCAGAAGGCCUGUAGGACAUCAAAUAGAUGGCGCGGAGUGCUAUUUGGAUGAGAUAAGUGUAAAGGAAUUAGAAACACAGAGGCCAGAUUUCCCUCUGUUCAGGGCAGAGUGUGGCAUGAGAUGUAUUGAGAUGGAGCCCGAGGUUAAUUAAAGAUGAAGCAUUUGGUAAACAGUCCAAGCACCUGACCGCAUGCCCAGAUCUGUGCCAGGCAUGGGGCCAAAGAGGUAAAUUAAUGCAGUGUGUGAUUAUCAAACACUCACAGUGCCAUGCUCUGCGCUGGGGCCAAAUCUAGCCGCCUUUCUUGGCCUAGAGGAGUUCAUCAUCAAGAGACAACAAGCAGCCCAAUCCCAGGUUCUUAGAAGGAACUUUACAGGUUCCCCAGAUCCCUCCUCUGAGCAGGUUGGGAGACCCCAAGCUCUCCCUCCACUAAGUACUCAAGUGUUUAAAGAAAGCCACAUGGGCAGCAGACGGAUGGGCCGCCUGAUCAGGUAGACACAUGCUGACGGGACAGCCGGAGCCAGCGUGAGUUAGACAUCUGCAGCCCACAUCCACUGGUCCCUGAGGAACCACCCACUGGCCAGGAUUUGAAACUUACAUCCCUCAAGUCCCUGCAAGCAGUAGAGAACUUGCUGACUUAUACCCUCAAAGACCAGAGGCAUAUGGACAGAAAUCUGCACAGCUGGGGCGUUUGAAUUCUCUCUUCCCAGGCCAGGGAACCAUCAUUCCAUCUGCAGUCACUCACGUGAUUUAGAAUAAUCCACCCACCACUGCUGACAUUUUUUUCCGGCAUAUGAUAUGUGCCUCUCCUCACAAAAUGCCCUUGUUUCUCUGAGAGCAUUGUUAAGAUCCUAAAUCCUUGGCUUAGGACUCUUACCUUUGACUUUGAGGCAGGCGGAGGAGAUCAAGGACUGAGAGCCAGCAUGUUCCUGGUGGCCCUGGGUCCUGUCCACCAGAACAGCUGAGUGAAUGACCAAGGGGCUUUCUAGGUCAGGUCAGCAUGGCCCUGUCUCCUGAUCUCCCUCCAGGCUGUUCUGAGCACCAGCAGUCCCGUGAAGGCAGGGACCAUGAAGGCAUACAAGUCAAGCUGCAGGAAGCUCAAAGGGCCACCAAGGGCCCCACCAGCUCUGAGAGUCAAAGAUCUGGAGUCCAUGAAGCGUAGCCAGACUGAAGCAUAUUUGUCCUUCCCAGGACAGACAGGCUGUUUCACACAUGCUGUUUCCCAGGCCUGGAAAUGCCUUUCUUUGACCCCUAACUGCUCAUCCUUUGAGGAGCAACUCAGCACGUCCCCCAGGAAGCCCUCUGCACUGACUGUCUCUGCUCCCCUAUCAUACUGUGAGCUCCUCAGUGGCAAGGUCUUGUGAAUUCAUCCCUGUGUCCUCACUGGACACAAAAAUGCCACCCAAGAGAUGUGUAGAGAAGGACAGAGGAAGAAAGGAGUGAAUGAAGGAAGGGAAGGAGAGAGGCAGACCUGAGUUCUGCUGGUGGAAGGGUCUCCGCAAAGCCAAAGCUGUCGUGAGAUGGCAGGUGUCCCUAGAAGCGGUGAGUGUCCCGUCAGGAGCGGUGUGUGCGCAGGGGCAGUGGGCCUACUGGCUGGAGAUGUGGUAGGAGAGUGGAAGUCUUGGCAAGGCAGUGGGGUAGGGUCCCUCCUGGCUCUUUAAUACUCAGGUUCUUUGAACAUUGUUAUUUUUCCAAAAAUUCAUCUAAGCAGCCAAAACAAUCACCCGGUCUGGCUCUCUCAACCAGUAAGUUUCAGAAAUCAGUCCAGCCUCACUCCCCCCACCCUCCACCCCCAUUCUUCAACAGCCCAGCCGGGCCUGACGCGAAUUGGCACUCUUGUCUGCUGCCCUGGGGCAGGGGGACUUCUGGGCAGUGGGGCAAGGCUGAACCGGAACCCAGGCCCCUGCUCCCAGCCCAGAAUUCCUUCCCUCCCUGCCCCCCACCCCCAACACUGGGGGAGAGAAAAGGGGAGGCCUGAGAACCGCCUGAGCCUUGCCUGGCCCUUUCCCAGGAGCAUCAGCACACCCCAAGCUCUCCCUCAUGUGUGUGUGUUCAGUCAUGUCCGGCUCUCUGCAACCCUUUGGACUGUGGCCCACCAGGUUCGUCUGUUCCUGAGAUUUUCCAGGCAGGAAUACUGGAGUGGGUUGCCAUUUCCUCCUCCAGGGGCUGUUCCUGACCCAGAGAUCGAACCCAUGUCCCCUGCGUCUCCUGUAUUACUGGCAGACUCUUUACAGAUGAGCCACUGAGGAAGCCUCUCAGCUCUCCCUGCUCUUUCUCCAAGUGUAGGCUUUUCCUUGCCAGAGAUAGCCUAGAUACUCCUUCACUUUGCUGAGUGACCUUGGGCAAGCCCCUGCCCCUCUCUGAGCCUCCAUCUCCUUAUCUGUCAAAUGGAGACUUUGUUUCCUGCUUGGGAGAUGCCAUGUGCAAUCUUGGGGCUCCACAAAGGUGAGGCAUUCCCCGCUCCCCAGCCCUGUGCUCAGCUUUCCUCCCAGCACCUGAGGGCUGCCAUGGGAUCAGGAGCACGUGGCAGGCAAGGAAGGUGACAGAGUAGCGUGCCUUGAAGGGCCCCUCCAUCCCAAGUCCCACUGCGGGAAAGUGGACUUUUGACUCUCAGUCUAAGAAGUUUCUGGCGGGGCUCUCAGCCAUCUUGGGCCCCCAGUGGCUGGGGCGGCAGGGGCUGACUCUUGGUCAAGGAAUGUUCUAGCCCAGAGCAAGGGAAGCCAGAGCCCCUGUACCAUUCCUGGGCCUCAGAGAGAUUGCAGGACAUCCCGGCUCGACUCUCACUGUGUGACACAGCUUCAGAUCUUAAUGUAUUGGAAAGGUAUUCCUGAUGUUGUGCUUUUAAUCACCUCUUCCUCUCACCUCUGUGAAUUAUCCUGAAAAGUUCUUUAAGAAUAUAAUAGAAGACAAAGAAAGAUGCUAUUAAUGUUAUUUUGCCAAGAAUAUUUUUGUAGCAUAAUAUAUUAAUAAAAGAUAUGAUGACUUCCA
This is a messenger RNA of Bubalus bubalis (water buffalo), 6854 nucleotides long. It is a transcript of the gene TRABD2B, whose product is annotated as TraB domain containing 2B. The record is from RefSeq and is a predicted model, not a curated record. The transcript has 7 exons. Gene Ontology annotation, biological process: negative regulation of Wnt signaling pathway. NCBI's taxonomy places the organism in Eukaryota, Metazoa, Chordata, Mammalia, Artiodactyla, Bovidae. The coding region runs from base 209 to 1774 and encodes 521 amino acids. Gene Ontology annotation, molecular function: Wnt-protein binding; metalloendopeptidase activity. Gene Ontology annotation, cellular component: organelle membrane.